This is a messenger RNA of Parastagonospora nodorum SN15, 465 nucleotides long. RefSeq lists its product as hypothetical. The coding region runs from base 1 to 465 and encodes 154 amino acids. The record is from RefSeq and is a predicted model, not a curated record. NCBI's taxonomy places the organism in Eukaryota, Fungi, Ascomycota, Dothideomycetes, Pleosporales, Phaeosphaeriaceae. The transcript is spliced from 3 exons.
AUGGCACGGCUCAAAGAGCUACCUGAACCGACGAAGGCCAGAAUGCCGCAAGCCGAGGUCGAAAAACUGGCCGCGGAAGUGGAAGCUGUGCUGCGGGAACCGAUGAAUCACAGCAUAGAAAAGGCAAAGGAGUUCAUGCGCGCGAAGGAAGAACGCGAGGGCUAUCGUUCUGCACUGGCUCAGAGUGAGAGCUACUCGCAGGGUUCUACUGAAAGCCAGUCGCAGAGAUCUGUGAGUGGUCUAAGAAGUCGGCUGCAAGAGACCGGAAGCCAUACACAGGGUUCUAUGAGUGGUUUGGAAGACGAUUUUCAAGCAACAGACCGCGGACUGCCAAUUGCGUUGUGGGAUGCCGAGAGUGGCAAAUGGCGAGUAGAGAGCAGUUUGAAGUUGUCAGCUAUAGCCGCAUCCCUUGUGACGCGACUCUUGGAGACAAUCUCUGGCACACACGGGCGAGUGAACACCUGA